AUGGCUACUAACGCACCAAUUGAUAAUGAUACUCCAGCUCAGCGCCAAUCUAUUAAAAUAAACUCCAUUUUACAUAAGAUCAUCCUCAGUACUAAGUUAACCGCGACAAAUUAUGUUGCUUGGUCAGAUGGAGUUCGCUUUGGGCUAAUGGCAACUUUGUACAAUCACUAUCUUGAUUUGGAGGAAGCUGGAGGAGAUGGUAUUGAUCUACAAGUUGAUUUAGCUACUAAGAAAGCAUUGUUUUAUUGGUUACUCGCCAGUAUCGAACCGGUUCAAUCUACAAGAUUUAUAUCCAUGAUCUCUAAGUUCGAAAACGGGAUCAAGAUAACUCCUCCUUCACCAUCAUUGCUCUGGAAAACAAUCCAGAACCAUCACAUUAGCAAUUUGGAAUCCGUUAAGUUGAUGCUACGAAGUGAGAUAACUGACUUAAAUCAAGGUUCAACUAAAGACUUGCUGGAAUAUCUGGACAUCUUUCAUUUUAAAGUCGAUGCUUACCUAGGAUCUAACGGAGAAAUGACUAAGGAAGAACAAGCCAGACAAUUCGUCAGAUCGCUCAAUCAAGAAUGGGCUGAAAAAGGAUGUGAUUUGUUGGACGCCGGUCAUGUAAAAUUCAGUAACCUCAAAACCGAAUUGAAGAAAACAUAUCAAACCCGGAAAAUGUUCUCUUCCAGUUGA
This is a messenger RNA of Melampsora larici-populina 98AG31, 675 nucleotides long. RefSeq lists its product as uncharacterized. The transcript has a single exon. The record is from RefSeq and is a predicted model, not a curated record. Lineage: Eukaryota; Fungi; Basidiomycota; Pucciniomycetes; Pucciniales; Melampsoraceae. Bases 1 to 675 code for a protein of 224 amino acids.